Triticum turgidum subsp. durum (durum wheat) is the source of this 1509-nucleotide messenger RNA. The record is from the annotation of a GenBank genome assembly. Lineage: Eukaryota; Viridiplantae; Streptophyta; Magnoliopsida; Poales; Poaceae.
AUGUACUACGACUCGUGCACGCUCCACUACUCCAACGCCUCCCGGGACCCGGCGCCGGUGGCAGCGCGGACGUAUAGGUACUGGGAGAGCACAAAUGUCACGUCCGAGCAGGCCCUGUUCAACAGCCUCGUGGCCAGGCUCGUGAACGCCACCGCGGACUACGCCGCGUACAACUCCACACGCCGGUACGCCUCCGGGGAGGCCGACUUCGACCGGGAGUUUCCCAAGAUCUACAGCUGGGGGCAGUGCACGCCCGACCUCACCGGGCCGCAGUGCCGACAGUGCCUCGCCAAGAACACGGUGCUGCUGCCGGAGUAUUUCGUGGACAGCACAGGAGCCAGAGCUCUGCAGGUCAGGUGCAGCUUCCGGUACCAGACCUAUUCCUUCUUUGAUGGCCCUGUCAUGGUGCGGCUGCCAGCACCAUCAUCGAGCACCCAAGCACCCGCGCCUGCUCCUGCGCCUGUUGCGGUACCCACGGGUUUGACGCCUAAGCCGGCGACGGCAUCCACAAAAGAUCCCAGUUAUUUCGCCGACGAGGAGGACAAUGAAAGUGUAGACUCGAUGUUGAUUGACAUUUCAACCUUGCGAGUUGCAACCGGGAAUUUUGCAGAUAGCAACAAGCUUGGUGAUGGCGGAUUUGGUGCCGUGUACAAGGGUAUUCUUCCAGACGGUGACGAAAUAGCAGUGAAGAGACUAUCAAAGAGCUCAACACAAGGAGUAGAGGAGCUCAAAAAUGAACUCUCUUUGGUUGCAAAGCUUAGGCACAAGAACCUUGUCACACUUCUUGGCGUCUGCUUGGAGCAACAAGAGAGGCUGCUUGUCUACGAGUUCGUUCCUAACCGAAGCCUCGACCUCUUCCUUUUCGAUGCUGAGAAACAUGUAGAACUGGAUUGGGAAAAGAGGUACAAGAUCAUUAAUGGAAUUGCUCGAGGAUUGCAAUACCUCCAUGAAGACUCCCAGCUCAGAGUGGUCCACCGUGAUCUCAAAACUAGCAACAUAUUGCUUGACAAAGAUAUGAAUCCGAAGAUAUCAGAUUUUGGAAUUGCGAGACUAUUUGGGCAAGAUCAGACCCAUGGAAUAACGAAACAUGUCGUCGGCACAUACGGAUAUAUGGCACCGGAGUACGUGAUGUGUGGGAACUACUCUGUGAAAUCUGAUUCAUUCAGCUUCGGCGUCAUGGUUCUUGAGAUUGUGACGGGAAGGAAGAACAAUGACUACAAUAAUUCUGAGAAAUCUCAAGAUCUUCUGAAUGUGAUGUGGGACCGUUGGAUGGCCACAACAGUGUUGGACAUGAUGGAUCCGUGCAUGAACACCAGCUUCUCAGAGAGCUGCGUGCUAAGAUGCAUCCAUAUAGGGCUUCUGUGUGUUCAAGAAAACCCGGCUGAUCGACCACUUAUGUCGUCUGUGGUCAUGAUGCUCGGAAGCGAUACCGUGCCUCUCUCUGCCCCAUCUAAGCCGGCGUUCUACACCAAGGAGGCUAGCGACAACUUGGGCAUCGCGUCAACUUAG